Messenger RNA from Vigna angularis (adzuki bean), 946 nucleotides. RefSeq names its product photosystem I reaction center subunit XI, chloroplastic. The record is from RefSeq and is a predicted model, not a curated record. Gene Ontology annotation, cellular component: chloroplast thylakoid membrane; photosystem I; photosystem I reaction center. The transcript is spliced from 2 exons. NCBI's taxonomy places the organism in Eukaryota, Viridiplantae, Streptophyta, Magnoliopsida, Fabales, Fabaceae. The coding region runs from base 148 to 792 and encodes 214 amino acids. Gene Ontology annotation, biological process: photosynthesis.
AAGGGAUAAGGUUUUGAUAUGCAUAUCAACCAAUGGGAUGAGAGGGGGUUCAAGAGCCACAAGCUUGAUGUUGCAGUGAGAGAUGAAAGUACUUAGCCAGUUCAGUUCCUGAAUUGGGACAGUCUCUCUUCUACAAACUCUCUCGUCAUGGCAGCUUCUUCUCCAAUGGCAAUCCAACUCAAGUCCUCCUUCACUAGGACUCUUGUCUCACCCAAGGGUCUCUCUUCCUCUUCUCCACUUCCCCUCUACCCUUCUAGAAGACACUCCACCUUCACUGUUAAGGCCAUCCAAUCAGAAAAGCCAACGUAUCAAGUCAUUCAGCCCAUCAACGGUGACCCAUUCAUCGGAAGUCUCGAAACGCCGGUAACAUCCAGCCCUUUGAUCGCCUGGUACCUCUCCAACCUCCCUGCUUACAGGACCGCAGUCAGCCCACUCCUCAGAGGCAUCGAAGUGGGCCUGGCCCACGGCUACCUCCUCGUGGGCCCCUUCGUGAAGGCCGGCCCUCUCAGGAACACCGAGUACGCGGGCGCAGCGGGCUCGCUCGCUGCCGGUGGGCUUGUCGCGAUCCUGAGCAUCUGCCUCACAAUCUACGGGAUCUCAUCGUUCAACGAAGGAGACGCAUCCACGGCCCCUUCCCUGACCUUAACGGGCCGCAAGAAGCAGCCCGAUCAGCUCCAGACCGCCGACGGAUGGGCCAAGUUCACCGGGGGCUUCUUCUUCGGAGGCAUUUCGGGUGUUAUUUGGGCCUACUUCCUCCUCUACGUCUUGGACCUUCCUUACUACAUCAAGUGAUUUGUUUCUCUCUCUCUUUUAUUAAUUCAUUCUCUAUGAAUGGACAGUGAAUGAAUGAAGAGUUAUUUGUGCAAUAGAGAUGCAUGUAAAUGAUGAUGUAUUUUAUGACUCUCAACGUGUCACAAAUGCUAAAUUCUCUCUCUUAUUCUUGCCA